AUGAGACGAAGGGUGAAACGUUGGAGAUCGGUUCCACCCCGACAUCAGAACAAAGUUGCCGACGCUGCCGUUUUGUACAAAGCGCUCCUGAAGGUUAAACUCGACCAAGAUCCACCUAGAAUAGAAGAUUUUGACCCAUUCCCGCCCACCUGCUCAUCAUCAGAGGAUCAUGAUCGUAUCUCGCCACCUAACGAGGCACCAUUCAGAGUGCAAGAACCACCAAGCGAUGAAUUUGUGCGAUUCCGUGGUAAUAGCCUAGGCAGUUCCACCAGAGACUACUCGCCUCAUCGUGAAACCCAACUCAACCACAUAUCCUACAACGGUCCGGAGAAAACACCCGAUAUCCACAUUUUGUCAGCACUGCCACCAAGAGCUCCUAUUCGAAAUAGCGUAGCCACUGCCUCACUCCGUUCACGACCGCCUCCACCGCCAUACACUGCCACUGGUCGGCAAAAGCCGCCACCAUAUCCUGGACGAAAUGGUGCAAAUAGUGUAAGUAGAAUUUUCAAUUCACAACUAGCUCCAGAUGUAUGAAA
Cylicostephanus goldi is the source of this 536-nucleotide messenger RNA. Lineage: Eukaryota; Metazoa; Nematoda; Chromadorea; Rhabditida; Strongylidae. The record is from the annotation of a GenBank genome assembly.